AUGGCAAGACGGCUGAAAUUAAAAUUUGUGUCGUCUAAGAAGAAAUUUUCUACAGCUCAUUCUCUUGAAAAAACCCUUUCCAGUCAAGGAGUUAGUAAAAAAUUAUCUUCUUUUAUUCAACGCCAGGUAACAUUGAAUACCCAGAAAACAAAAAAGAGACGUUUUACGCAUUCAGAUAAAAUCGAUGCCUACCGCAUCUACAGCAAAAGUCGGGCAGCAGCUUAUCGUGUUUUGAAAGAGUUCCUUGAACUUCCAGCUGAACGAACUCUUCAACGUUUUGUCUCAUCAAAAUUGUCAUGUACAGGAAUCAGUGCAGAUAUCAUAUCAGCACUAAAACAAGUUUUACAAAAUAAGGAAAAUCACGAAAGAAUGUUUGCAUUGAUCUUUGAUGAGAUGUCAUUGAAACCCUGUCUAGUGCAUGAUAAACAAAAUGAUCGCAUAGUUGGAUUUGAGGACUUAGGUGGUUUUCCCAGUGAUUCAAUUGCAAAUCAUGUACUAGUAUUAAUGCUGAGAAGUUUAACCAGCAAGAAGAAACUUCCACUUGGAUUUUACUUCUCCAACCAUGCAAUAAAUGCAGAAAGACUGAGAGAAAUACUCACAGAAGCUUUAACAAAAUUAUCGGAUGCUAAUGCCGUAGUUAAAGCUCUGGUUUGUGACCAGGGGGGAAAUAAUAGUAGGUUGUUUAGAAUUUUAGGAGUGGAUUCUCUUAAACCAUUCUUUGAUUUUAAUGGACAGACUAUUUAUUGUUUGUUUGAUCCACCACAUCUUUUGAAAAAUUUGAGGAGGAAUCUUAUGAAGUAUGACCUGCAGACAAGUAAAGGAUUCGUAUCUUUCAAAUACAUUCGAGACUUCCAUGAAGUAGAUAAAACACUGCUUAUCCGCUGUGCACCGAAAAUGACUGAUGCACACUUAAAUACAAUGGGAUUAAACUCCAUGAAAGUUGCUCUUGCUGCACAAGUGUUCAGCCACACAGUAGCAGCAGGAAUGAACCUGUGUAUUUUGUCUGGACUGGACUGA
Molecule: messenger RNA, 1017 nt
Organism: Stegodyphus dumicola
Lineage: Eukaryota; Metazoa; Arthropoda; Arachnida; Araneae; Eresidae
Source: RefSeq, a predicted model, not a curated record